Messenger RNA from Hermetia illucens (black soldier fly), 1989 nucleotides. RefSeq names its product protein mono-ADP-ribosyltransferase PARP16 (gene Parp16). The transcript has 5 exons. Gene Ontology annotation, cellular component: nuclear envelope; endoplasmic reticulum tubular network; membrane. The record is from RefSeq and is a predicted model, not a curated record. Bases 547 to 1671 code for a protein of 374 amino acids. Gene Ontology annotation, molecular function: NAD+ poly-ADP-ribosyltransferase activity; kinase binding; protein serine/threonine kinase activator activity. Lineage: Eukaryota; Metazoa; Arthropoda; Insecta; Diptera; Stratiomyidae. Gene Ontology annotation, biological process: endoplasmic reticulum unfolded protein response.
CGACUGGCGAAGGCACUACCACCACAUCUAGGCUCCACGGGAAAUAUAAAAUGCAGCCCAAUAUUCAGUACUUUUAGUUCGUUCCGUUGAUUCGUAUUUCGUUUAGGCUUCCAGUGCGGUAUCUCUUAUCUUACGAAAAGUGGUAGCAACCGCAGGCGCAGUGUUCUCCACAUCAGUGCCUACUUUACGGGUCGCCUCGUCAAGUAUUUCUCAUUCAAUUGUCCGGCGCGGGUCAGUCAAAACAAAAAUAUACCCAAAUUAGAAACAAAACAUUCAGGAGAACAUCCUUCAAAAUAAAUUUAGUUAAAUUGAAAAAUUGCGGGCUUUGUUUCACCCUGAAAUAGUUACCAUAAAUAUUUCCAACGCAAAGAUUUCACUUUUCCCGUUUUGUUUGGACUUUUCUGAUAAAUCAAAAAUAAUCUGCGAGUGUUUGCAAAAUACGCGUUUCUAGACUUCUUCGAAGACUGCUUUAAGAGCUCUCGGUCUUUAAUUCAAAAAGACUAAAAAUUGGAAAAUUGAAAAGUAGUUUAUGCGCCAGUGACCCAAAUGGUGGAUUCAGUGAAUCGACAGAACUAUCGGAACAUUGGCAGCGAGGAUCCUGGCGAGCCCAACUUACGGAACAAUAACAUGUCGGUGGCGCCAGGAUCGCACAUUGCCCGGGAGUACGUGGAGAAGAUUUGCGACCUGAAGUCGAUCUUGGGGAAGGACUUGCUGGCGGCGGACUCGCGGUGGACACUAUUCGUUGCAGCAGCUUUGAGCUAUCGAUACGACUCACAAUUGAGACCUUUGCCACCGAAAUAUGUCAUCAAUGGGUCAUUCGAUAUUGACUAUUUGGUCAGCACAAUCAACGACACGCCAGCGUUGGGGUUCAUUCUGGGCACCAUCAACGAAGGAAACUACGAUGAAUUGGACGUUGAUGUGGUCGAACUCCUCCAUUGGGUGCUAAUUAGCGAAAAGGAUACGACACUAAGGACGAUCAAGGAGAGCGAGUUUGAUCUGGUCCUGUCCAAAGUUCCACAAGUGCAAUCUGUUGCUCGCCCGACACAUAUCUUUGAAGUUUGCCCUUCGCCCAAUUCAAAAGCCGAAUCGAAAUUUGCUAAACUGCAGGAGGGUUAUACGACAAAUUUUGCUUUUCACGGUAGUAAAUUGGAUAGUUUCAAUUCUAUAUUAAAUCAUGGACUACAACAACACAUGUGUAAGAAUGCCUUAUUUGGAGAGGGAAUCUAUCUAUCAUCAGAGCUUUCCGUUAGCUUGAAUUUUAGUCCGAAUGGCGCUGCAUGGGGCGCAUCGAAAUGUGGUCCGAUAUUAUCGUGUGUUGCAAUAUGCGAAUAUAUUGAACACCCGGAGCAUUUGCAGUGUCACGUUAAAACUGAUAAGAAGAGCAAAGUACCUGAAAAAUAUUUUGUCAUAACAAACAACGAAAUCGUUCGUGUAAGAUAUUUAUUAUUCUUCGGCAAUCGAUCGUCUACAAGUAACCUACUCGCCACUAAAAACAUGGCAAUCUCAUGGAUGAGUAAAAACAAAUACUUUUUGACGAUUUGCUGUUACACGCUGCUGCUGGCGUCAAUUGGAAUAGCGAAUAGUGGGAAUGGAAUGUAUAUUAGACAUGUGAUUUCGAAGAAAACAAAUUAUUUGUUAGAUGUAUUGCGGAAAACUUUUUAUGACGAUUAGAGGUUUCAACUGUUGUAGGUUAUGUGAUAAAAACGGAACCCAGCCACUCGUCAUCAUACAAUCACUUGAUGCAUUUUUGAUAUUUAGUUAGGAUUUGGGUGUAAUGUAUUGGUCCAGUGAUUUGUAUCAAUUGAUCCAUGAUCUUGAAAAAAUUGGUAUUAAUUUCUAUGAUGAUGGUGGAUGACAGUCUUGGUUCUAAUCAAUUCUGUAUUUGUGCGAAUAGUUUUUUUAUAAAGUUCUACUUCGCGACUAUUUCCAUUUUUAUAAAUGAUCCCAAAAGAGAUAUUUACAAUAAAUUAUUAUUAUUUAAUAUUUAAA